Molecule: messenger RNA, 3600 nt
Organism: Chironomus riparius
Lineage: Eukaryota; Metazoa; Arthropoda; Insecta; Diptera; Chironomidae
Source: the annotation of a GenBank genome assembly
UUUUCAUUGAAAAAUUGUGUGAAAUAUAUUUAAUUAAUUUUAAUAGGAUUCUUUUGAGUUUUAAACAUAGUUAAACCUUAUUUUCGUUGUCUUGAGAUAGUGUCACAUAGAUUAUGUAUAAAUGGAGAAUGAUGAAGAGAAUGAAAAUUUAGAGGAAUUAGAACAACAGCUUUAUGCACAAGUCUUUCACGAUUCUAAUUUGGAAGAAUUCCCAAAAAAUUUGACAGAGGAAUCAUCUAUAACAUCAAAUCAAUCGAGGAAUAUGAGAUAUUGGCAAAAUCAAAAAGAUAGCACAAAUGUGAAUUUCAAACAAAGACAGAAAUUCAAAAAAGGUGCAAACUCGACAUUCAAGAAGCCAGAAAGUGCAAAUGAGACUCAAAAUAAUGAGAAUGUUGAGUUGGCAGUGCCAAUAAAACCUUAUUUUGUUCCAUACACCUCAGUUUUGUCUUUUAUGAAUAGUCCAGUGCCUGUGAUAGAUGAUGAAAGCUUAAAAGAUAAAAUAAUGGAACCAGAAGAGCCAAAAAAUUAUGAAAAGAAAAAGACGAAAUUAACAAAAUUUCCAAAAGAAAAAGCAAAAUUCCUUAAACCGGCAAAAAAGUUGAUGAAAGUGAAAUAUGAGGAGAAAAAAAUUAAGGCAGAGGCAGUCAGGAAGAAGGUCAAAGAAAAUAGCAAGAAUAAGACAGUUGUUAUUGAUUUAGCAACAAGUUCUGAUGAUGAUUCAAUCAUUCAUAUUGAUAACCCAGCACCGCCGUUAAUUCUACUAGAUUCAUCUGAUGACGAGCAAAGGAAGAACAAGAAGCGAGCAGCAAGUCCAUCAACAAGCUCAAUGAUUUCUGAUGAUUUUAUUGUGGCUGGAGAUAAGCGUAGAUUAGUUAAUCCUUUUGCAAAUUCAGAGCAAUUAAAUACGGUUGCCAUUUCUGAUAAACUAAGAGAUGCUAUAAACGAGAAAAAUGAAAAAAUGCGAAAAAUGAAGGCUUUAACAAAAGUCUCAUCUUCUUCUUCAAACUCAAAUUCUGCCAGAAGUAGUUGUGAACGAAAUUUGAGUGACGAGAAAACUUCAUCAAAAAGUAAAAAGAGCAAAAGAGAUAAGGUUUGUAAUUCAAAUGAUUUAGAAGACUCAAUUUAUAGCUCAAAGGCAAUGACAUCAAAAAAGGAUAAAUCUCAAUCUAGUUCAUCAAGCAACGAUGAAGACAAUUCAAUUUGUGUAACGGCAAAGAAUUCAAAGGCGAGACGAAGAAAAUCAACUGGAUCUAGAAAAGGCAAGGAUUCUGAAAAUGAGGAAGAACCAAAGCAGAAACUACCAUCCAGCACACCAUUAGCUCACAAAAAGAAACGCUCUAGAUUCAUUACACCGAAUUAUAACGAGGAUGAAUUUGCAUCAUUAAUAUCCACUGUAAUUCAAGCUGAUGACGAGGAAACUAAUGAUUCUAUAAAUAACAGCAAGGUCCUUGUCGAUUCUAUCGUAAAAGAUGAUGAAAUGCCUAAUUCUCAUGAUCAAAAUGAUUCUCAAGCUGAUUGCAUCAUAAUUGAACAGAAUAUCCCACUAAUCGAUGUCAUAUCAGAUAAUGAGCAAAUAGAAAUGGAAUUAGGGUCUGAUUCUGAUUCUGACUCAAUUAAGAACGUGUCAAAUGAUAUUGCAUGUGAUUUAACAUUGAAUAUAAAGCAAAAUGAGCAUACACCACAUGAAUUUGCACCAAUUGAAGUAGAUCCAGUAAGUUCAGAACGAGAAAAUAAAUCGAAUUAUCUUGAUUGUGAAGUAGGAUGGAAUGAUGAAAUGCGAUAUUUUUACAACGAAUGCACUAGUGGACGAGAUUUCUGUAUACUUACAAUUAAAAAUGCAAUGCCAACAAAUCCAAAUGUCUGGAGAGUAAAUCAUGCUGAUAAAAUUAGAUAUAAUUCAGACGGUGAUAGAAGAAUUAGAUGUCGAAAUUGUAAUGAAUGGGGACAUAAGGAACGAUAUUGUUCGCGUCCAAGGAAGAAGAUUAUCUGUUACAUGUGUGGAGAAAUUGGUCAUAGAGAAACAAGGUGUCCUAAUUCAAUCUGUUUGAGGUGUGGAAAACCGAACGAUGUAUUUGCAACAAUGUGUGGAAAUUGCAGUAAAGUCACUAAGAAAACCUGCCCAUUAUGUCACUAUAAAGGACAUGAUAUAGAACAAUGUCCUGAUAAAUGGCGAAGAUAUCAUUCAACCACAACGGUAACUGAUAAUGCAGUCCUUGACAUCUCAUCGACACAAAAUGAACGAAUAUACUGCUCGUUGUGCGCUCGAAGUGGACAUUUUGCAGAAAACUGUAGUUACAUUAACAAAAUGCUUUAUGGUUUGAUUAAAUCCAGCUGGUUUGUGAUAUCAAAUAAGCCAUCGUAUCCAACAAAUUAUUCAUUCAAUGCAUCGAAAGAAAAUGAGCACGUCUUGCAAUUACUAACGUAUAUGGAGAAUUAUUCAUUUAAUUUAAAAUUACCUUCGAAUUGUCAAUUUUAUCCAAAAUUUAAAGAAGCAUUUUUACGUCAUCGAGAGCACAUGAGAAUUAAGGAGCUGCCAUCAAUUAAAAGUAAACAGAAAAACAGAAACGGAAAGAAGAAUCAAAACAAAGACAGAAUUGCAGGUAAAGAAGGGGAAAGUAGCAAGUCAAGACAAGUAAAAUCAACGAAUGUGCAUCAUCACGAGGAUAGCAACUCUAAUUAUAGUUUUUCCGAAUUCUAUAAACCUAAUUCUGAGCCAAGCAAUGAAAAUCAAAUAAUAUCGGAUAGAAAUAAUCCACAGCUGUUAUCUGAUUACGUUCCGCUAGUGUCAACAAACAAAAAUGCAGAGAAUACAAAUCAUCAACUUGCUCCCGUUAAUGAUACUCAACCAAAAGUAUGUGAUUCAAAAGUACUUCUCACAAAAGAGCAUGCAUCAAUUCUCAUGUCUUCAAAAGGUCAAAAUGCCCUGUUUAAUCUAGGUGAGCGCUUUAAGAUUGUUUCACAAUUUAAGUUUGAUUCAAUGGGAAACUCAAUUUGGCUAACUGGAUUGCCUUUUAAUCAACUCAUGUUUCAUAACGAAAUGAAGGAAUUAAUUUAUAAAAUAGAAACUGAUGAAUAUGAAAGAAUGAUUGAAAAAACAACUCAAAUACCAAAGAUUAUCUGCAGGACUGUAUCGUAUCUCAAGUCGAAUUUUCAAUCAAUUAAAAAUUCUGGAUUACGUGAAACUAAACAAUUGCUUGAUAAAUUCACAGCUGCUGAAAAGACACAUAAUCAUAGGAAAGCUGUAAAGUGCAGAAAAGCUUUGAAUAUAAUAUUUAUUGGACAUGCAGAACUUGGUGAUGGUGCUAGGCACAUGAAUGAAUUAAAAAAGAUUUAUGUUUUAUUGGAAAAAGAAGUUGAAUUAGGAAAUGGUGAUGCUCCGGUUGAUCCGAAAUUAAGACAUGAAAUAUCUAUGCAUAUACGCUACAUAUUUUCGGCCGUCGAUCAUUCAAAUCUCUACGGCGAUUAUCGUAAAAUGUUUGAAGAAUUUCGAAAAAUUAUGAUGAAGCGACAAAAUAGUAAGAAUUUAUUGUCCAGCAAUAGGUAAGUGAUGGACUUGAUUAUUUAUAUCUGCAAAAAAUAAAACUGAAUUUUACACAAAAA